UAGAAUACGUACUCUGUCUCUCUCUCUCUCUCAAGUCUCAAUAUAUAUACAGAGAUAAUACCGUACGUUCUAGACGACAUACAGAUGAUCAGAGCCAUGGCGGCAGAGGGCAACAAAAGCAGGGAGGCGCCUCCACUAACGCCGGCAGAGAAUGAGGCGUUCCUGCGCAUGCUCAGAGACGCCGGCCAAAGAUUGGGUAGCGCAGCUCCAGAGGUUGAGGUCCAGUUUGAUGGAGUCAGCGUGGGUGCCCAGGCGCACAAUUGCAAGGAAUUAGUAGAAUCAGCAUGCAUGUGUGCCGAGAGUAAUGACACAACAAAAAUUCUGAUGGGACUGAGCGGUGUCAUAAGGUCAACCAGGAUGACACUGGUUCUUGGAGCACCCGGAUCCGGAAAGUCAACAUUUUUAAGAGUAUUGGCUGGGAAGCUAGAUCCUUCUCUCAAGUUCGAAGGCAAGGUUACAUACAAAGUAGAGGCAAAGUCCUCUGCGCCUGAGCACCUGAGCGCAUAUGUUAGCCAGCAUGAUCUUCAUCACGCAGAGAUGACUGUGAGAGAGACGAUCAAUUUCUCCUCCAACAUGCUGGGAACCAGCAACGAAUUCGAAAUGCUCCGGGAGGUGGUGAGACAACAAAUGGGCACUGAUGAAGCAACUGCUGAGCUAUUUAGCAAGGCAACUGUGUUAGGAGAAGGAAGCAACCUUAAAACCAACUAUAUAAUCCAGAUUCUUGGCCUCUCCACUUGUGCUGACACCAUAAUAGGGGACGAGCUACAGAGAGGCGUUUCUGGAGGACAAAAAAAGAGAACCACAAUUGGUGAGAUGUUAGUUGGCCGUGCAAGGUGCUUCUUUAUGGAUGAUGUAUCAACAGGCCUUGACAGCUCCACCACAUAUGAGAUUAUGACAUUUCUCCGGCAAAUGGCACAUAUCAUGGGUCUUACAAUUGUUAUUUCACUGCUGCAGCCAUCUAUAGAAACAUUAGCGUUGUUUGAUGACAUAAUCCUCUUGUGUGAGGGACAAAUCAUCUACCAUGGUCCUCGACGCCAUGCUGUUGGCUUUUUCAGAACCAUUGGCUUUACAUGCCCCAGCAGGAAGAAUGUAGCUGAUUUCCUUCAAGAGGUGACCUUAAAAACGGAACAAAAGCAGUAUUGGACUGGUGAUAAGAGCCAAUAUAAAUACCAUUCCAUCGAAGACUUUAUAAAAUGCUUCAGAGCCUACAGUGUCCCUCAAAUUGUGGAAGACAAUCAGUGCACAGAGAAUGGUAGCAAACAAGCAGUUCGAGCAGGUGACAGUUUUAUAAUAUCGAAAUGGGAGAUUUUUAAAGUUUGUUUAUCAAGGGAAGUACUACUGUUAAAGAAAAAUUAUCCAGUGCAUAUCUUCAAGGUUAUACAAAUCAUGUUUCUCGCUUUUGUUGUUGGGACACUUUUCUUUCGGUCCGGAAUGAACCAAGAUACAGUUCUUGAUGGAGUGAAGUACUUGGGAGCUCUCUUUAUGGGUGUUGCUGUUAUAAAUUUCAACUGCACAAUCGAACUUGGAAUGGUCACAAAGAGACUCCCAAUAUUCUAUAAACAAAGGGAAUUACUAGAACUACCUGGGUGGGCUCUUGUUUGCUCAGUUUUUUUAACCAGCCUACCAGUGUCAUUGAUGGAGUCAGGUCUUUGGACCUUUUCAACAUAUUAUGCAAUUGGUUAUGCACCUUCUGCAAUCAGAUUAUUCCAGCAAUUACUGGCACUUCUGGCCACACAUCAAAUGUCACUGGGCCUUUAUCGUUUGGUAGCAACAGUAGGAAGAACACCAAUAGUAUCCAACUCACUAGGUGCUCAAGUUCUUGUUUUUUCAUUCAUAUUUGGAGGCUUCAUCAUAUCAAAAGAUAACCUCCAAUCAUGGUUGAGCUGGGGUUACUGGGCAUCCCCAUUCACUUAUGCUCUGAAUGCUGUGACUUUGAAUGAAUUUCUUGACAUGAGAUGGGCUAAGGUGUUCUACUUUAAGAAUUCCAAGACACUUGGAGAAGCUAUUCUGAUGCUUAGGGGUUUGCUCAAUGAAUGGCAAUGGUAUUGGACCUGUAUAGGAAUUUUAUUUGGAUUCACCCUGGUCUUCAACAUCCUAAGCGUACUUGCUUUACACUUCCUGAAAUCUCCACACAAACGUGAAGUAAAUAUCAAGUCACAAGACAGACAGAAUAAAGAGUACAACGAUCAGGCAGUUGUUAAUGUGAAUGCCUCCAUUGGUCAAAGCCUACCAUUCCAACCACUGACACUUGUGUUCAAAAAUAUUAACUACUCUGUGGAACUACCAAAAGGUAUGAGAAAACAUGGAGUUACUGAAUCAAGGCUCCAGCUACUGCGAGAUGUUAGCGGCUCUUUCAGACCAGGAGUUCUAACAGCAUUGAUGGGGAUUACUGGUGCGGGAAAAACAACAUUACUAGACGUUUUAGCUGGGCGAAAAACUGGAGGUUACAUUGAAGGAGUCAUCAGCAUAUGCGGUUACCCAAAUAAGUAUGAAACAGUCUCAAGAAUCACGGGCUAUUGCGAGCAGACUGAUAUACACUCACCUUAUCUAACAGUAUAUGAAUCACUUAAGUUCUCUGCGUCCCUUCGCCUACCUUCAGUUGUUAAAUCUCAUCAGAGAGAUAUGUACGUAGAAGAAGUUAUGGACCUAGUAGAGCUAACUGGCCUGAGGAAUGCGAUUGUGGGCAUUCCUGGGGCAACAGGCCUAUCAGCUGAACAAAGAAAAAGACUUACAAUAGCAGUGGAACUUGUUGCUAGUCCCUCCAUCAUGUUCUUGGAUGAGCCAACAACUGGUCUAGAUGCUCGUGCUGCAGCAAUUGUCAUGCGUACGGUGCGAAAGAUGGUGAACACUGGGCAUACUGUUGUCUGUACAAUUCAUCAGCCAAGCAUCCAGAUAUUUGAAUCUUUUGAUGAGCUGUUACUAAUGAAAAGUGGAGGACAGCUCAUUUACAGUGGUUCACUAGGUCCCCUGUCUAGAGAUUUGAUAAAAUAUUUUGAGGCUGUCCCUGGAGUUCCUAAAAUCAAAGAUGGUCAGAAUCCAGCUGCAUGGGUGCUAGACAUUAGCUCACAUGCCAUGCAAUACAUGAUUAACGUGGACUAUGCUGAAAUUUACUAUAACUCCAAUUUAUACAAGGAGAACAUGGCUAUGAUUAAUGAGUUGAGCAAACCGAAAACAAACCAUGAGGAUCUGCAUUUGCCUUCAAAAUAUUGGCCAGGCUUUAAGGAACAAUGCAUCGCUUGCAUCUGGAAGCAACAUUUGUCUUACAGAAAGAACUCAGAGCUCAAUGUGUUUCGCUUCAUCAACACAUUUGCAACCUCGAUCGUGUUUGGUAUUGUGUUCUGGCAAACUGGUUCAACAAUAAAGGUGGAGCAAGACGUGUUCAACAUACUGGGGAUUGGAUACGGGUCGGCACUGUUCCUAGGCUUCGUGAACUGCACUAGUUUACUGCCAGUGGUUGCUGCAGAGAGAGCCGUUUCCUACCGAGAAAUGAAUUCUGGCAUGUACUCUUCUAUGGCAUUCAUCAUAGCUCAGGUAGCUGCUGAAAUCCCUUACAUGGUUAUCCAGCCACUCAUUUUCUCAGCAAUUGUGUACCCAAUGGUUGGAUUCCAGCUGGCUGUGAAAAAGUUUUUCUUGUUUGUGCUAUACAUGAUCCUGAUUUUCAUGGACUACACUCUGUAUGGGAUGAUGGCAGUUGCACUGACACCUACUGCUGAGAUAGCUACUGGUCUGUCCCUCACCAUCUUUGUAGUGUGGAAUUUCUUCUCAGGAUUCAUUGUCACAGUAAAGGCAAUGCCGGUGUGGUGGAGGUGGAUGUACUGGGCCUGUCCUACAGCAUGGACCCUAUAUGGCCUUGUGUCCUCGCAACUUGGUGACCAUAAGGAACUAAUCCGCGUGCUGGGCCAGCCAGACCAGCCAGUGAUCACAUUCUUGCAGGAGUACCUUGGCCUGGAAAAUGGCUAUCUUCCCCUGGUCACAGCUCUGCACUUUGUUCUGAGCGCACUCUUCUGUUUUGUCUUCUGCGUGGGUAUCAAGUAUCUCAGGUUCCAGAAAAGAUAGAUAUGUUAGUGCGGAAGGAUGAACGAAGUAAGGUCUCAAGAAACUUUUGUUAAUAAGAUCAGUGCUUAAAAACGAUCAGUCGCACGGUCUGUGUGAACUCAGACAUUCACUAGUCCCUCCAUACAAAGAUGUAAGGUAUUUUAGUUUUGUUCUAAGUCAAUUUUUAUCAAAGUUAUUGUUGGUCACUUGUUUUCAAAUGUUGUGAAUCAAGAACGCAAUACAAUUAUUAAUUAUUAGAGACCUUCGUCUUCCGAAA
Messenger RNA from Zea mays, 4312 nucleotides. Its product is annotated as ABC transporter G family member 45. The record is from RefSeq and is a predicted model, not a curated record. NCBI's taxonomy places the organism in Eukaryota, Viridiplantae, Streptophyta, Magnoliopsida, Poales, Poaceae. Gene Ontology annotation, cellular component: membrane. Bases 85 to 4056 code for a protein of 1323 amino acids. Gene Ontology annotation, molecular function: ATP hydrolysis activity; ABC-type transporter activity; ATP binding. The transcript has 22 exons.